Molecule: messenger RNA, 348 nt
Organism: Heterobasidion irregulare TC 32-1
Lineage: Eukaryota; Fungi; Basidiomycota; Agaricomycetes; Russulales; Bondarzewiaceae
Exons: 1
Source: RefSeq, a predicted model, not a curated record
GUCUUCUCCAUCUAUUCGCAAGGCGGAGGCAAAUCAGCACCGCAUGCCUGGCAACGGAGCUCAAUAAGUAUCGGCGCUGUGUCUUAUAUUUCUGCUCAACUAUACAAGCAGUCUUAUUCCUCAACAUUCCAAGCUGUCCACAUGUGUUUGGCAGUACUACAAGCUUACCGGUAUGAGCACUUCACAUCGGACACACUUUUGUGUCUAAUGCCGAGUGCCCCAACCUUCGACCAAGAUGGCCGACAUCUUCAACUCAAUGAAGUAUCGCUGGUUACCUACAUAUACCUAAAUAAGUAUGCUCGGAACCUUGCUAUAGCAGUGAAGGAGUUACAGACAUUGAGGCACUGA